CCGCUGUUUGAAAGCGGGCGUCUUGUACCCGCUCAUGCGUCGUAAAAAAAAAACGAUCGGAAAAACUUGGAGACUUGGGAGAGGUGUGGGCAGUGAAUAUUUCACUGCAAAUUUCGAUUCGUCAUGAGGCGGAAUUUUUCCGGCCCAGGUAGGUUUAUCAGGCUCAAGUCUAAUCAGUUAUUUAUAUCACAAAUUGAUUUGAUGCACUUUUUUUCAGGGGGGAGAUAUGACAAUUUCGACGAGCCAGCUCCUCUGGAUCUCAGCCGAGGUAGGCUAAAGUUUCGGGACGUUCUUCCUGCACUUUUACAUCAUUCAUGCCUAUGUUAAAUGAACAAUGUUUUGUUAGAACAUAACACCAAGUCUUUCUCGAGGACAUUUUGCAAACGAUUUGUGAAAAUGACUAGUCCUAUUACACAUUGGUAUGCAUGUUCGAGAAUGGUUGAUCAUUUACUCAAGCUGCAGGGCACUUAUAAUUGAAAUAUUAUUCAGCUUAAGCGUAUUAUAGUUAUUUUUAUGAUAAUAAUAGACGUCUUUUGACUAAGAAUAUUAAAUAAGUUCGUGACUGCACUAUUUAUAACAGUGUCAAUGCAGCGAAAAAUUCUUUGCAGCCCGGUUUGUCGUCAGGCUUGUUGACAUUACAAAUUCUCGCCUCAUGGAAAAUUUUCGUAGUGGAAAAAAAUCGCAGACUUUGUAAUGACGGCUAAUAAUUUUUAAAAAGAGCAAAAGCGUUAUCAUUCAGCGUUUUCAGCUGCUUAGAGUGUCAGAAACUGAGAAAAACGUUUCUCAAUGUUGUUGAUUGACUGGCGGUUAUAUUAUUGUGCACGUGUGAUUCUAGUGUGAAAAUCUUGUCACGUGGAAAAUUUUUCAUUGAAAUAUAAACAAAUAAGAGGAAGCUGAGUAUUCUAUGUUUCGUGCUUUUGCUUGGCUCCACCUAAUUCCAAACUUGUGCUGGCAGGAGAACUAUAAUUUAUUUAUUCAAGUAUUACUUUGAUGUAAUGAUAUUGUCACAGAAUCAAUUUCAGUUAAUUCAUUCAAGAGUUUAGCUUAUAUGCAAAUAAGUCAUUAAUUGUGAGCUAAAACCUAGUUUUUACCUUUUGAGGCCUAUUUAAAAGGUUCAGCAUUUGCUUCGUUAUGUCCCUUCUACAUUUGUUGAACCUAAGUGCUACUUGACUAAAGAGAAUCAGGUAGAUGGGUCUAUUCACCAGUACUUUCACUUUGGGUGCCAAUAUGCUAGUUGUUGCUGUUACAGGUUAAAAUUAAAUUCAGCUUAAAUUUUUUUAACCUAGGUUGAUUCUCAAUUUUCUUGUCUCGUAGCCCUAAUUAUUUAUGAGUUAGGCCUACGAGACAACAAAAAUUGGGAAUCAAUCUAGGUUGAAAAAAUUUAAACUGAAUAUAAUUUUGACCUGUAACAUUGCCAGUGGCUGUCAUUUUCAAGACUACAUGCUCAAUGCUGUAUUCUUUUGGUUUCUGCAUGGACUUUAUAUAUACUGUCCAUUCAUGGUGUCCUCUGUGGCAUUGUUAGACCUGGCCUGUUUUUGUAUAACACUCACUGCCAUGCAUAAUUUUCUGUUUGCAGAUCCUGUUGACAACAUGAAAGAUCUCUUGAAUCAAAUCACCAGCAAGGAAAUGUCAACUGCCAAACGAAUGGGAUAUGUCAACAAUUUUACCAAGGUAAUGUAUAGUACAUGUAAAAACCUGUCAGUGUUUGCUAGUCUGCAUUUAUUAUUACAGACUGGCAAACUUUUGAAGAACAAUCAUCAGGAUAUUUCAUUCCUUUAGCACGUUUUUCUCUAGCCUGCAUUGUAAAUGUAAUUUAACCUUGGUUAGUAACAGCUGGGAAAAGUGGUGAUAUCCUUGUUCUGGGCCUGCAACGGACUUAAUAAAUUACCAUAAGCUAGCAGAGCCUAGUGGCCCCCGACACCUAACUUUUGCUCUUGGGUGACUAGAAAAUCUCAGAUUUUUCAUACAAAUCAUAUGCUGAGCAGCCUAGAUUUUACAGGUUCAGAGCUCUGGGCUCCCCUCAAUUUUCCUUAGAGCACAGCCUUGGGUCAAUCAAGGCAUGUACUCAAAUCCUUGCGUAGAGAUGGGGACUCAAAACAACAAUUUUGGUGCUGCUUCGCAGAUGGACUUAACCAGAGUUUAAUUUUAAAGAAAGUGUAAUGAUUUGAUUUUUUAAUUUCAUCAACAGUUAAUUCAAAGUGUUGGUGAGAAUGUAAAUUUGGGAUACUCUCUAGAAGAUAUCAUCAAAUGGUAUGUAUCAUGAUCAGUUGACAUACAGUAUUUAGACAACUCCCACGGGCAAAGAAGAGACACGAUGUAUGGCAGCGCUGCUCAAUCACUGACAACAGCUUGGAUAUUAAUAAAUGACUUCUUUUUCUUUUUGUAGCCUUAUGCUGCCCCUUGUUUCGACUGCCAAAGAAGUCAGAGCUGCAGGGUUACGAGCCUUCCGUCAUCUGUUUUCCGAUAGUAAAACUCUCUCCAAAAUGCUGGACUUCAGGAUUGACAUAUUUGUUGUUAGGUAAUAAACAUAUUUACUCAAAAUCAUUGUUUUACGUUGUAUUGCAACUUAAAUUGCAACGUCUUCUUUUCUCUAGAUCUCAUCUAGCCUAUAAGCAAGCUCUCCCAAAGGUACGGGGGUGGGUUAGAGAAAGGAGAGCUUCCCCCAUCCUCUUCCCCUUUGGAGAGCUUGCUCACAGGCUAGAACUCUUCAUCACCUGUGUCUAGAAAAUGACAUAGUGCUGGGGUGUAUAUAACUGGUCUCAUAUCCAUUUGUGGGAGGGAGGGGUGGGGGGGAGGGUAUAAUCUUCUGCUUCUUAUGACACAUGUCAAGUGGGUACCUCCCUAGCCUUCCUGUACCCCUUGACCUAUUUUACUUGUUGUGUUGCUGAAAAUCAUUACACUUUUUUGCAGAAAAUAUUUUCUGCCUUGAGGAGGUGUCAACCAAACUACCAAGAGUUUAUGGUUCACAUACAGUGUUUUCAUGGCCUCUUUUGUCGGCUUUUAAUUUAGGUCAAUGGAUAUGGUACAUAGCGCUUUUGAGGUGGAGCGUGUUCAGGCCUUGAGGCUCAUAAGAAAGGUCUGUAACCAUUCCUUUUCUUGAGGACAAUGAGUCAUAUUUUAAAAUCCAAUUUUUUUAUUUUUGCAAAAUUUACGUAGAAAAUUUUACUUGAACUUUACCCUCUAACGGCAUUUAUUUUUUAAAGAGUUUAGACACAAUCACAUGAGUGGCUGAAAAUUAAUGUUUUAAGACCAAGUAGUGUUCAUUUGUGAGUAAUAUCCUUAUAUUCACCACAGGAUACCCAAUGUAGACCCAUAUGUAUUUUUUUUGUUUCCUCUGUUUAUUCUUGAUUAAUAUUCCGUGUUGGAGACUGUUUUUGCACGACCAUUUAAUACAGAUUUUGAGUGGUCUGUGCUAGAGUUUAACUGACAUGUAAAAUCACAGAUGUUGUUUUCAGAGUAGGAAAGUAUAGUCAACUCUCUGUAAACAGACACUGCUAUAAGACAGACAUCUCGGUAGGAUGGAUACCAAGGUCCCUGCCUUUCUUUACUCCCUUUGCUUGACUCUCCAUAAGAUCGACAUCACUCUUAGACAGACACGUGCGCUGCCUUUGGUGCGUGAGGUCCCAAGUUCGAUCCCCAGUGACAUCACAUCCUUGUUUCAACUUCUCUCCUUUCUGACUGUGUAGCUUUGACUGGCUUGAAAUACCCUUACCCUUGGAGCAUCGAUGGAGAGAGGGGGGUAAAAGGAUCCCACCAUCGACCUCAAGUUUAUCAGUUAUUAUUACUGCCACAAGUUACAGCACGUAAAAUAUGGUUGCUUUACCUUUACCUAUUACCUUUUAGUACUGGCCCCAAAGGUUUCCGUCUUUUAGCCAAAGUGGGCUGCAGACACAUAAUUAUGGUAGAUUUCUUUGUCAAAAGCUAUCUCUGUUUUCAAUGUGAUUCUCUUUUUCUUGUAAAUAGGUGAUUGCUGUUAGCCCUGAGUUGUUUCCGAUGUCAAUGGGUGCUGCUCUUGUUUCUGUUGGUAAUGAUGAAGGAGAUGAUGCAGAUAGACUUCGAAGAGCUUGUGUUGCCACCCUCUGUGAACUUGGUAUGAUUCAGCUAGUUAGUUGCACUUUGAAAGAAAGGCUCAAUUGCAUCCUUGGGUUAAAUUUUUUUUCGUUUGUUUUAAACUCAUAAUCAACAUUUUCCUACCUUCGAGUAAACCUAAAUUAAAUGUAAAUGUUUUGUUAUUGUUAUCCAAGUUUUGGCUUGACAGACUGAAGUUUGAAGCUGUGCUUGUCUGAGCAAAAAAAGAUUGCUUUGCACAGGCGGCUUUAACCAUAGCCUUUUUAAACUUCUGCUUUAGAGGAUACUGUUGCAAAAACGUCUUCCAAACUGUCAACAUUAUUUACUCAUGUUUUACUAUUGGUGUGACUGUAGAAAUGACAGAAGGUACAUGUGGUGUUGUGCCAUUGAUCAUAAUUUUUAAGUGAUACGCGAUAGUUGAUUAUGGAAAAUAUUCAAUUAAUUAUUGUGGGGUUAAACAAAUUAAAUAAUAUUACAUGUACUUGUGUGUUGCCUUCUUAAUGGUCUCAUAACUAAAGAAGAAAAGGGAUUAAUUUUGAUCACCUGAAAGCACAGAAAAAAUUCUGAGCUUAACAGUCCACAGUCAAAAAGCUUUGAAAAAAGUUUGUAUUAGAUGUACUUUGACCUGCGAAAAGGUGAAAAAUACAUGGAAUUCUAAAAAAAAUGUUCUGAUUAUAAUCCAUGAUUGAUCAACUGAAUCAAUCCAAUUAUUUCUGAUGAACAAUUAUGAAAUCUCAGCUGAAUUCCAACUUUAAGGGAAGGUCCAAAAAUGUCAUGUCUGUUUUGAUCUGUAGCAAAUGCAUGUGAAACCAAUUAUUUUAUUUGCUAAUCAUUGCAUUUGUUUAAUCUGAUCAUUCCUCUCUGUCUUUGUAGCUGUAAAGAACAUUACGACAGCAUCUUACUGUGGGGGGAUCAAUACCAUUAUAAGGAACAUAUUGGAUACUCAGGUGCUGAAGUGUGUAAUGUUUUAUGUUGGUCAUGGUGGAUAAGAAAUUUUUUUCACAGUUUGUGAUAACUAUGCUGCAUUCUUUUUCAACAGUUGCCGCGAUUUAACGAGUCUCUGAUGGCAACGUUACUUUACCUGUUAAACAGCCCUGAGUCAAGGCUGUACAUGCGAUCAGAUGUUGGAUUAGAGGUAUGUUUGUUUGGUUGUUUUAUUUUUAUUGUCUCUGUCAUUUUCACGUUCAUUUUCAUUAUUAUCUUAACCAUAACGUAUAUUAUUAUUAUUAUAAUUAUCGUUAUAACUAUUACCAUAUUUAUUCAAAUCAGCGCUCAACCUCGAAUUAGUGCCCACCUCGAAUAACUGCCCGUCCUAAAGGCAGAAAAAGUUAACAAGUGCCCAGCCUCAAAUAAGUGCCCAGCCCCACCCCACCCCCCUUUCCGCUCCCACCCCCCCAAAAAUUGAAUAAGUUCUAAUAAGAGAGUGAGACGAAGACAAGGUUUUCUUCAGAGUAUUUUACAGAAACUUUGCGUUGUUGCAUCUUCACGUUUUGUUUUUAUUAUUUAUUGUUUUGUUGCAAAAUAAACAUAGUACACUUGCUGAAAAUGGUGAAAAUUGGAUAAUCGUCCACUCUCAACCAAAAAUUUAAUAAGCAGCCAGGGCGGUUAUUCACAUAAAAACAGUAUUAUUAUUAUUAUUAUUAUUAUUAUUAUUAUGGUUAUUAUUAUUAUCAUGAUCAUGAUUAUUAUUAACUCCUAGCCAUUGCUAACAAUUGUUUAUUUUGCAGUCCAUUUUAGCACCCUUUACAGACCUUCAUUACAGGCAUAAUCCUGAUACUCCAGAAACACAUUUAAGGUAACAGGAAUUGGAGGUGGUUAAGCAUUUAUAUUUGCUAAUUGGAGACAUCAUAAAACAAUAUAGUUUAAAUGAAUGACCCUUAAAUUACCCCUAGCUCAACAUUAAGGCUAGCGAACCAAAGCAAAUAUCAAACAUCGAUACCGUGUUUAAAUUCAAAUGAAACAACUUGGUGAGAAUCCCAACUGACCAGGCCACAGUUGUUCAAUACUUAUUCAUUGGAUAAAGAUUUGUCAGGUCAAUAGCGCUAUCCACCUUUUGAAUAACUGGGGCCAGAGGCACAUCUUUUGCUAUUUACAGUUGUCACUUUAAUGAGUUAAACUCCAAUCUACAGUGAUACAAGUCAAGCUAAUGGUCAGGGCAGCAGUUGAAUUUGGGUCUUCUUUUUGCAACCCCAGUGAUCUGACCUCUUAGCCUUACUGCCUGUGAUUAAAGCCUAAACAAUUAAUAUGUAACAAUGAAAUUGGUUAGUGCAUAAUUAUAUCAUUUUUUGUAACGCUAAGCUGGCCGAAAAAUGAAUGUGAACAUUUAAUGGUUGAGAAAAAGUUUGAGUUUAGACUCUCUUUUCUACAGGUUUCAAUCUUUGAUAUUACAGCUUACCCUACCUGCCUGAGUCAAUUAACAUCAGACCAUGUUUAACGUAUAGAUAAUAUUUAUCACAGGGUAAAUUGUAAAUUAAAUUUUUUCUUUUCCUUUACUGUAGAGAUGACAGGAACAACCGCUUACAAGCCAGCAAGAUGGCUAUAGUUACAGUUUUCAGAUCUUGGUCAGGUGAGAUCUUAUUAACUGAAUGGAGUUCUGGAGGUACUGGCAAGUAAUUUCAAACCAUCUCACACAUGCAUUGUGAUGCAUUUAAAUGCACUUUAAAAGGAGUUAACCAGUAAGAGGGUCUUCAAUGCCCAAGGUCUUUGGUCAUCCGGCAUGCUUAUGCCCAGUUGUUUGCUACAUCCUUCACUUGAUUCAGAUCAAGUGGAUCGAUUUUUCUUUAUGCUGCAUUGUCUAUCCCGUGGGGUUCCUUUUAGCCAUUCCCCCCCCUUUCCACUGAUGUUUUUCAGUGUGAAGGUCACCUGUUUGUUUUCCCUCUUUUGUGGGGGCUCAUGGAUGGGUUGUGCUGUUGUACCAGCCAUAAGGGGGGGUGGUUCAGUUUAUUGGCUGGCUGCCAAAAGUGAAAGCCCCGGAUACUUCAGGCACCCAGCCUCCAUUUAGUGAUUCAGCUGUUAACAAAAUUGUUUUCAAAAUUAGAUAUUAAGUGUAUUAAAUAAACCCCAUUGUUACUGAACAGCCUUUUCAGUCAGAUUUGUAUAAUCUGAUGUAAACAAAACAGGGAAUUAAACCCUUGUUAGUGAAUUAAUAUGCUCUAUGUUUUUUUUUUGUGUGUGAUAUUAGGCAUAAUCAGUUUAUGUCGGCCAGAUGGAAAAGGUGUCCAGUCAUUGUUGGGCGUGUUCUGUUUGCCAAACUCUGAUGUCAGAGUAAGUAACCAAUAAAGUAACCUUAGGAAACAGCCGAUAUUUUGCAAAGCCACUACUGGUUUCCAUGCGAAAUGACGUCUGAGCAACAACUGCAGAGAUUCCAGACUGAUGAAGGGUCACCACCCAGAUCUGGGUAGUGCUUUUGAUUGGUCAUUUCGCAAGAGAAAUUUGUUUAAUUUUCUCAGGGUAUAAAAUAUGUAAUUUUUGCCCUUAAAUUUUGCUGCGAUUACAAUGGCGUGAGCAUCAGCUGAUUUAAAUACUAGUUUUAUAUAAUGUGGUUUUUACUCACAUUAAAUUUUCUCUUCACAGAGAGGGGUUAUGGAAAUAUUGUUUGAGAUUUUCCAGCUUAAGGAACCUGAUUGGACAGAUGACUUUCAGCAAGCACUUGUUAGUGUUGGUAAGGCACAUAAAACCCAUCUUAAUAUUCUUAAAUUGGUCAAACUCAUUAUUUAGAUGUACCAUCGGUUUUGUCCAACACAAACACUGUCCACUGGGACCUGCAGCUGUUAACAUCUGUUAUGGCAGGUAUCUGCUUCGUAGAUAAAACCACUUAACUCUGGCUUUUUAUUUUUUCAGACCCUUGUCAAAUGCAAGAUUCCUGGAAACUCUCUGAAGGAUUUGUGGCAGAAGAAGGCAAAGCACUCUUGCCUCACCGUGCCACUGGAAGGUAACUGUGGAUGGCUUGGCUAACCUUACUAUUGUUAGCCUCAUACACAUCCAUGCCAUGUUGUCAUCAUGUUGAAUACUGUCAGUAUUUUCCUCAUCAUCAAUUUCAUUGUCGUUAUUGUCAUCACUGCUAUCUUUGUAAGUAGGUUGAGCAUGAUCGUCCGUUUGAUCGUAGUCCAGAAAAGGCCUGUUGUUGACAGUGACUGACGUUUCGACUUCCUAUGUGGUAGCCAUCUUCAGAGUCAAAGAGAGUUGUAUUACGUCAGUUGAUGGUAUUAAACUCUAGUUAUUGACUUUGACGAGACGAGCGCAACUAUUGUGUGACUCACCUGACAGCCUACAAGACGAGACUGACUACCUAAAGAACGUUUUUAGUAAAAACAACUACAACGCGGACUUUGUUAGACGAAACGCUCACAGUAACGCCGAUUUCAGCACUCAAACCAGCGUUAACUCUGGCCCUGUUACGACGGCGACUAGACCGUACAUCAGAGGCACCGCUGAAGCUAUCGCACGCAUACUACAACCAUACAACAUCCGCGUUUCACACAAUACGAUAACCACUUUACUACGACUACUUACUAAUGUCAAGGACAAAGACAAACUGGAGUAAAGACAGGGAGCAGCAUACAACAUCAAAUUCUGCGACUUUUGGGCCAUUUAAAUUGGUGAGAACAGAAACCUUAGCUCGCGACUGACUGAACACAAACGAGCGACGAGAAAUGGUAAUGUCAACAAUCACGUUGCUGAACACCAUUUACAGACGAAACAUCAAAUCGUCUGGGACUUCUGCAACAUUUAUUACGAAUCCUACAGACUACUAUCAGCGACUCACUUUAGAAAGCUGGUUUACUAACGUAGAACAAACACCACUGAAUCGUAAUCAACAGUUCCCGGCACCGUACAAACAACUUAUUGAGGGAUUCAAGCAAAACUAACCACGAGAAUGACUGGAAAACCGACAAUUUGACUUACAAAAAACGGUCACUAAACUGUCACAAUAGAUAGAUCGAAACGCACCAAUGACAUUUCGAGUCUUCAUAGCAAACAAUAUCACGGCUUAACUGACAGACGAACAUGGCGACUUAAUUGACCAGUGAGGUCAAUAACCAGAGUUUGAUACCAUCAACUGACGUGAUACAACUCACUUUGACUCUGAAGAUGACCACCGCACAGGUUGUCGAAACGUCAGUCACUCACUCAUCAUCAUAAUCACCACCACCACCACCACCACUUUCAUCAUCAUCAUCAUCACUGCAACAAUGUUAUUUCAUUUCAACAAUUCAAAUGCAGUGAAUGUAGUUUUCUUCCUCUAUGAAAAGAUAAUCUAAUUCUUUAGUAUGUAAAAAUGUUGUCCGCAGAUCAUGUGCGACUGCAGUUAUGAUCUCGUUGGACACUCGCCAAUUCUUCCAUGGUCUUCUUCAUUCUCAUUCGUCAUCAUCCACAUUCUCAUCUUGACUGUGGUCAUCAUCAUCAUCAUCAUCACAGUGGCGGAUCCAGGGGACGGGCCCGGGGGGCCCGGGGGGCCCGGGUCCCCCUUAUUUUCGACCAAAAAGAGGCCCGAAGGGUCGAAAAAAAUUUUGGAGACCGCCCCCCCCCUUUAUCUCAACAUCUGGAUCCGCCGUUGCAUCAUACUAAUCAACUGCAUCAACAUAUUGUCACCAUCAUCAUUAGCGUCCUCAUCAUAAACCUGAAGCAUUCUUCUAAUCCAGUAGCUUCACCUCCCAUUUUGUUUUUGUUAGAACAAACCUUGCAAAGAACUACAUAGCCCUGGUUUUAGCUGCUUUCAUAAAUGCUGGACUGCUUGAGGUUAGUACUGAAAUUUUCUCAAAUUUCUUCACGCUACAAACUGAUCUUAUCCAACUCUGUCUUAUGUUGGCAAAUUUUGUGCGGUAAAAUCGGCAGUUGUCACUCUUGGUUGUGAACUUUAGUUUUAACUUGUAAAAGAGCUUGUUUUUAGCGGGGCUCGCACAGCCUCCAAACAAUUUUGGUUGUAACGAAAUCGUCCAUGUGUCCUUCCGUGCGCACGUCCACGUCUUUAUGUUAGCGGACAUUUACUAACGUGGAGUGCAAGGUAUAUACAGUCUGUGUUAAACUUGAUAUUGGACAUCCAUGUAAUGCUCAAUUGACAGCUGUCAAAAAAGGGUAUGCGCUGACCAGUGUCACCUGACUGUAUCACGGGCUCAGGUGUACAACUCAUUCAUUAACUCAAGUUCUCCGCUGACCAGUUUUUAAUGGAUCUUAGGCUCAGGUCCAUUUUUUAAUGUGGAAUUCAGUUAGAUACUUGCUUAUGGCAAAUGUUGAAUUGCUGCAGCACAAAGACUUUUUUUUAUAGGAUCCCAGGAGAGCUUUACUCUUGGACUUGACUAAAUCUAUGUAUUAAUACUGUAGUUUGAUUGUUUGUUUUUGUUACAGAGCCUUGUAGAGGUCAUAACGUCAUCCGACCCGUUCAUUUCAGUCAGAGCCACCAUUCUUUUAGGGGAACUGCUGCACUUGGUUUGUAAAAAUAUAAUAAUGAUUAUAAAAAUUUAUACUUCAUUAAGGAGACCGGCUGAAAGUUUGACCGGAUUCUUCGUUCACACGGAACCGUCCAAUAUAUUCGUUCUAUUUACACGGAACUGGUGAAGCAGGUUGAAUUUUAACUUUUGUCAGAGGUUUUACCUUUGCGGUACAAAAAUUUAGACGGUCGUAGUGUUCGCAUUGCGCCGGUUAAAUUUUUGCCCGAACCAGUCGAAAAUUCGUGCGGAACCGUGUGACCUUAGAUCACCUAAAGGCGAAAUACCAUUUUUAGUUCUGUUUCUUGGCUGUUUUACAAGAAUUCUUAUUCUCAACGUAACAAAAUAAUACUGGGAAGUGGUCUGUCACAAUAAUCACAAUAGUCACAAUAAUUUGAGUGAUCACUUAUUAGCAUUCGAUGCACAUUUUUCUUCCUUUACAUUGGCCGAGAGCCCACCACGUGACCUGCAAAUAACUGCCUACAAAUGUUGGUCUGCUCAUGCAUAAUGUCGUCCAACUGUGUUUGGAUUUAAGUGUUUGGAUGCAAAUAAUAUUCUGCUCAUGCGUAAUUGAUACUAAAUAAAAGCACGCUUUUCUCCUUCUUGCGCUCGCCUCGCUAUUGCGUGAAAAUGGCAGCUUCCCGAAGAUAUUUAUCAAAAAACAAACUUGGUGACUGAAUGUUAAAACAAUUCUUGAACUCGGUUAUUGUAAAAUAUCGUGAUUCGUCAGUGUCUCGCGCAGAUCAAAUAAUUGAUCUGCUCGCCACUUACAAAACACGAUAUUUUGCUAAACCUCGUCGAAUAACUGUUAGUAAUUUUUUUCUUUCGUUUUUCGUUCAAUUCAGGCUAACACACUUCUCCCCCCAGAGUGUAGUAGCCAUACACACUGUGUUCCCAUGCUGGUAAACACAGCGUCUUUGUUUGAGGUCACAAGCGAGGAAAGAAGGUGAGAAUAUUUUUUCGGACACUUAAACCUCAGUCGAGCCAUUUUUAGAGGAAAACAAAAAAGCCCUUUGCUAGCCCUCUGCUAGCAGAGGGCUCUCACGGGAAGAGAAGAAGGAAAGAAAAGAGAGAGACCUCUUCCGACCUCCUACGCGUUCUUUCUUGUAGCUGUCGACCACAUUUGUGGCCGAAACGUACUGGUUUUCAAAGCCGGUUUCGCUUAAUGUGGAAUGCGCGUGCCCUGUUGAGGCUGCACGCUGGAAAUUUCUGAGCCCACAGUUGUUAUCGCGCAAACCGGUUCUGUAAGUUGCGUCCCAGGUGACUAAAACGUUACCGAUUGUUAAGGAAUUGCCAGUGCAUGCGUGAUAGAAAGAAAAGGCAUCGGAGGCUUGCAUAGGUCUCUCUUUUUCCUAUCAUUUUGCUCUUGCCAUGGGAGACCUCUUGCGAGUAGGGAAUAAUAUCAUCUACAGUUAUCAAAAAAGGCGCUACUCUUUCGUGUUAUUCAUGUAAGCGCUCCUAAGAAUAGCGCCUGCUGUACAGACUGCUUUUUGGGUAGAGGUUAUUGAAGUUCAUUGUAUAGUGGAACCGUCCAUCCUGGGUCACCACCGAGUUCAAACAGUCACAUCCACCAGCAACAAUCACGGAACAUUGUGCUACUUGCAACGUGAUCAAGUGUAACAUUCACGUUGAAAAAGGGAAGAGAUACGUGAAAAACAAAACAAAGCAAAAACGCUCAAGGAAAAGCAAUAAGAAAAAAGUAAACAAAACAGUAAACAACAAAAGCCAAAUUUAACCAGUAAUUUCUUGUCUCCUUAUUCACCUCAGCGUUUCCAAGAAACGUAAUAUUCAGGAGUAAUGCUUAGGGAUAGCCUACCAAACAAUGGUCAAAGGGAGUUUAGUUUUUAUGGUAACGUGUUGUCAAAUUGUAUUGAUGACAUUAUUUUUUUUUAUUAACUUUUUAGUCGUGCCAGUAUAGCUGUUAACUGCUUGGACCGACUUCAUCAGACCAAGAAACGAGGCCUUGUUCCAUGCAGCCUAUAUCUCACCCUUAUUACUUCCAAGGUGAUGUUCAGAAUUUGCCCUGCCUUUAAGUCAAGUAGGCUUAAAACCAUUGGCAAUUGUCAGCUGUUUGUCGUUCAAUUGUCGGCCGACUGUUCACCUACUAAAUAAACGCAAAGACGGUCACCAACAGCUUAUGCAGUUGCGUAAGGAAGGCCUGAAACAAUACAGGCUUGCCGGGAUUCGAACUCAGACCUCUGCGAUACCGGUGCAGCACUCUAACCAAUUGUGCUACCGAGCAAACUGGUCAUUAAACUGUUGGCCGUUUGUCGGCCGACCUUCACCCAGAUGUCGGCGGAGUGGACUGUUGGCCAGCAGUUGGUCGACAGUCGAUGUUGGGGUAAUCGGAACUUCAAGAUACUGUGCAAACCUUAGACAAGCAUUCUGAACACUUCUGUACUCGUCUCCCCUUUCCUCUAACAAAUUUUCGCGAAGGUCUAAAAGCCCUAUCUAGUGAAAAAAGUUUCAUUUCCAUGUAUACUAAACUGAGAAGUUGCCUGUCGCAUUGGCGUAGAGCUGGUGUAGUUGAACAUCUUUUAAAAUGAUUUUGGACUUCAUGCUUUAGGCUCACACGUUGGAACCAAAAGUCAAACCAGACAAGCUUCACAGGGAUCGACUUACAGCCUGCCUUAGUAAAGUGAGUACUUUUAGUGUCAAUAACUGAUGAUGAAAGUGCAUGCUUUUAGAUAAGCGACAGUAAUCGUUAACGCCUUAACUUGUCACAAUGGCUAAGAAUCAAAUCAACCAGGGAGGCUCUUCGAAACCUAAGCAAAUAAUUUGUUGGCAUCAAGAGCCGGUAAACAUUUGUUACAGUAAGUCACAGUAAUAAUUAAGAGAUCUGGUUGACUACCUAUCAGUUAGAAAGAGUCUCGAAGGUUUUAUCCACUAACACGAACAAACUUCAGUAAUUUGGUCAUAACUUAAGUGAAAAGUAUACCGUCGCUUCAGCACCCUUUUUUAAUUAUUUAUUUGUAUUCUUGCCUUAAUAAGAACACAGGCUUGUAAAGCUGAUAAAAAAUUGAGUUCCUCUCUUUUAGUAAUAAAGUAGGUGGUCUUAAGACUAAGGAAAUCAUAAAAGUCUUUCGUGGUGUUUAACUGAACGACUUUAUCGUACCUGAUGUCUUUUUCUAGGAGAUUGAUGAUCCCAUUUUUGCUACUCUGCGGGACACACAGGUAACUGAAUAGGCCAUUUCAUUGGCCCUUUCCGAGUUCCAAAACCUCUCAAUUUCAAAACGAGGCGAAGUGCCAAACCUUUGUGAAAAUGACUUUUAUUUGCAUGAGAAUGGAAAAUGAUUUUCAUAUCAAUGGCUUCGCACUUAGCCUCGCUUUGAAACAGAAGCUUGAGGCAACUCAGAAGUGGCCUGUUAAAAAAGUAAAUUAUUCAUAUUUUACACUUUGACAAAUUAGUUGAUACUUUUUUGACUAAAGCACAUGUAUGAUAAUGAUUAAUACUUUCAUCAAAAAUAGUCCAAAGCAAUUUUUCGGUGGUACCGCCCUCUUUUAUUGUAUCGCUGCUUAGGAGGCCUGCGGCAGCAACAGGCAACCCAACAUUACCAGUGGAUCGUGGGAAGGGGGCUCUGUCUCUUACCUCCUAUAAAGCUAAAACUUUAAAUUAUUUUUCCUGAUUGUUUUUAUUUGUCAAAAAAACCAGCAACAUAAUGAGAUUGCUCUUCUUCCGAGCUUUUAGCUGGAUGAUUACAUACUAGGAUUUUUAAAGGCAUUACAAAAACCUACCACUCAUCAGUUAUUCUUGAUCGGUCGUAAUGGAAGUAAUUUGCACCUAGCCAACAGACAAACUCUGGUCGAACUCUGAUUUUAGGGUGUAUGCGGCUUGAGGAUUUUGUUGAAAUGCUGGUAGAAAUUUGCGUUUCUUUUCCUGUGAUCAGACAGAAUUUCUUCCUUUCGACAAGUCGCCCAAAUUCUGCUGCGGAACAAAGAUUUAGGCACAAAAAUUCUCCCUGUCACACGAAGUUAAAUGUCACUGCAACCUGCUCCGCAUCGUUUCACCGGGAGUUGCCGUCCGACGUAUGCACACCGAGUGGCUUGUUGCAGAGACGUAUCGGGGCAACUUGUCGCCUAGUGUGUCUCAAUCUUCAUGGUCUUGGGGUUAGUGCGGGCGACAAGAGGAGCCCGCAAUCUUAAGUCUCCAGGUUGAUAUUACGCAUGCGUCGCUUUUAUGUGACCAGCAUUUGUUUGGACUUCCACUAAGAAUGAAUGGAAUGCACAAAACGCAAUUUGAUCUCGCGCGUUUCGACCUUUUACCCCUUUACACAAAGCACAGCGAUGGAGGCCAUUAAUGUUUCAUGUUUUUGUUCUUUGCAAGGUGAUGAUGGAAAGAGAUUUCAGGAACUGGGAUUGGGAUCUUAUCGGGUCAACUCUUCAGGUAAUAUUAGUUUCACUUACGCGUAAAUUAAUCUUAUUUUGAAAGAGAAUGUAUGAAGUUCCAUAAAUUCACUUUCAUCUCUUCAUCUCAUACGGAUAAAGAGCGUUUUAACUCACGUGGCCAGCAUCAAUGGAAAUUUAUUGGAGCAAAAGAAGAAAAGAGUUCAAACAUAGGAUUGGCCCUUUUAUUGUUUUGAAAUACCAAUAUGGCCGCCGUGACGUCGUGGGAAAACGCUCAACAAACGAACUAUCAAAGUGACCAACUCCCAGUUAGCCUGUUAGCUCAAUUGGUAGAGCGUUGCAGCGGUAUCACGGAGGUGGUAGGAUCAAAUCCCGGCCGUUCAAGCCUGAGCAUCCGCGGGAUUUGCCUUAUCUCACAGCCAGGAUUUGGUAUUUUAAAGCAAAAUGGGCACGGGAUGCGGGAUGCCGAAAAUGACAAUCGAGAUUACGGGAUAUAGCGAAAGUUUCGGUCGUAAUAACGGGAUCGAGGAACCCUUGCGUUGACUUUGAGGCACAAAACGUUACGAACAAUAACCCGUUAAAAAAUCGACAGGUAUGUGAUUGUUGUUGUUCGUCCUUAAAAAGUCGAAGAUGACCAUGAUUUUAGACAGAAGACUAGCGGUGUUGGGUCUGAAGAUGGCUUGUGAGGCCAAUCCGAGCCCAGAAGACUGACCCACACAUGGGGCAUGAGUGUGUGAAAGCUGCAGUGCAGGUGGAGACUGCUUGGCUAUGCGCAAGGCGCCUUUCCUCUGCGCAUUUGCGGUUCGUCGGUUUUCUGUCGCACGGGCCUCAGUGAUGACUUUGCUACGCCAUGCUGGGUGUGGUUCUGGGUAAGCGACUCCCAAGUCUUGUAGUUGAUGUGCAGGUCUUUGAGGGGCUCUUUGAGGCAGUCUUUGAACCUUUUCUUCUCAACAACCUAGAUGAGUGAUGUACAACUUUUUGUAUAAAGUCAACGCUAUUGAUUAAGAAUGAUUUUAUUUUUCUUGUUUUUUUUUUAACAGUCUCCAUCUAUUACCAUGAGAAAACUGGAAGAAACUUCCAACCUGAAGUAAGUUCUCUUUGGCAAAUAAUUGAUAAGAAGCCUUUUACUCCAAGGCCAAAUUAGAGUUUUAGGUUUUGUAAAAUGAUGAAAAAUAAAUAGUACCAUGUGAGAGUACCGCUGAAGUGGUUUGAUUUAAAUGGCUACACCAUAGGAAUUUAUCCAUAGACUUGAAAGUUGGCACUUCGUGCUAAAAAAAAAUUACCAUGUGGAAGUACAGCUGAAGAGGUUUCAUUUGAAUGGUUACACUAUUGGUGAAAAAAAAAGGUGUAAAAAUUGUUAUUCAUUCGUGUUUUUUAACAACUUAAAACGAGUCUUUGCAUUAAUUUCAUUCCAAAAAUGAUGGUCCAUGUUUAUUAUUUAAGACUGUAUUCAAACAUUGAAACUGUUUCUUGCUGUUUGUUGCUGCGGACAUGGACAUGGAUUGAAACUUUUAAAAAUUGGGCCAACCGUUUCAAGUUUUAAUGCCAUGUCCGCAAAAAUCAGCAAAAAAUAUUAUGACCAGUACUCCCUAAUAACAUUUGUUUGGUGUCUUCCUCAUAACGCGACAUGAACAUUUUGGAUGUGGCUGAAGUUAGUACUGAAGUAAUGACUUCAGCACAUUAUUGACCAAAACAGCAAUAUGAUCCUCCUGACGUAAGCCCUUUAAAGAAGUUAAGUCAGUGUAUGUAGUAUGGUAUCGAUUCAACUCCCAUGGUGUUCUGAGAUUCUUUAUUUGGUUUUUUAAACGUGCCCUGGGAUUUCCUGCUCAUGGCAGACUAAAAACAGCUUGCUAUUUUGAUGAUUUCCUUGCAGGUUCGUCCGUAACCUUCUGUACUUCUAUAAGCCCAGCAGUCAGCGAUUCUGCGUUGUUCACAUAUCAGACCCGCAAGCCAAAACAUUCUCUGAAGUCGGAUGCCUGCUUGUAGAUUUCCUCAUUGAAAAUGAAGACGUAAGAGUCAUUGUUAGGUUAUGUUCAAACCAUACCAGAUAACGUUUUAGCCUGCGAAAACAUCCGUUUCUCCUCGCUCUUCGCCGCUGGGGACGUUUCGCGCGAAACGUUCACUGCGAAACGUCCACAGCGGCGAAGAGCGAGGAGAAACGGAUGUUUUCGCAGGCUAAUAAAGUUUGCGCCGCCACGGAAAUCAUACCGGAUAGGACUUCCGUUAACACACAAGAACCGUCGUGGCGGCGCGAUGCCGCUUUUCGCCGAUCUUGAAAGUGGAGCGUCAUAUUUCGGAUAGGUUUCGUACCAUACUUUGGUGCAGAGUGAACACCAAUUCGGCCCGUUUCGGAAGUAAAAAAGUAGGAGCGAGGACUGGAGCCCACUGAGACGGAAGUAAAUAUCCAGGAGUGAGAACUGGAAUUUAGAGCAUCAAACCUUCUCGGCUAACCGCGCCGGCACGGCGUUCGAUGUGUGUGAUCGACUUGCGCUGGUCCUGGUUCGUUGCUGUUCAUACAAUACCGGCUAGCUUUUCGUGGCUCCUGUGAUUAUAAAAUUGCUUUUGGGCUUAACAUGGCGUGACCUUUUUCAUGUAACUGUUGGCGAGGCUAUUGAAUGAAGUUGAUUAGGUUGUGAGGAAUUCUGCAGAUUGAGGAGGAUAUCGGCCUCGGUGGAUAACAUCCUCCGAGAUCCUCAUAAUUCUUCACAUCAUACGAAAGCCGAAUUCAAUAAUUGUUUUAUUAUUCAUUCAAAAUAUUUCUAAGUUCUUAACAUGCUUACCUCCUCGUAGACUUUCUUCAAAACACAAACCUUAAGCCUAUUUCUCGGCAUGGUUUCAGGAUAUAAACAGAUGUUUUACCUUGCAGCUACUCCUCAAAAAAAAGAUAACAUCCGUCCAGGAAUAUGUUUUGCGUAUUCUUGCUUUGCGUCCAUUCACUUGAAGUCAGAAAUUCAGCUAUUUCGUCCUCGAAUAGCUGAGAACGCCAUUGUUUUUGUUCAUUAUUGCCCAAGUAGCCUCGUUUCCAAUCAAAUAUACCAUCGAAUCGAUGAUAUUUUGCUCGCUUCUUCCAAAUAUGGUCGAAGAAUUAGCCAGGGGAUAGGAGCCAAUCAGAAACGGCAAAAUAUUUUGAAUGAAUGAUAAAUUGCUUUAUUUGUAUCCUACUGACUGCAUAUUUUCUUUAACAGCUUACAGAGGGACUAAUGCUUCAAGAACUGGUGGUUGAUAUUGGUGAAUGCCUGCAAGAGGUAACCUAUGUUUACAAAAUUCGCAACUUUAGAAACGAGAAGGUAGCUGGGCCAAGUUUACUUUUGCAAAGACUUCUGGGAUUGUUACUAGGGACAGGGGAAAACAUUUGGCCAAUAGCUGACCGGCGCGUCCCCAGUCACGAUCCCAGAAACAUUAGCGAGACGCAUUUCGGUUCCAAUCCCUUCUCGUUUCUAAGGUGGCAAACUGGAGCCGAAAGUGUAAAGCUCUUGCAAGCCGCUUAAUUGAUGAUCUGCUAAUGAUAUAAUAAGCGUUUGAAGUUCUCUUUUAACAUGGCGAUAAAUCAUGGUAGUUUAAUAUGUUAAACUUUUUAAUGUGUUAAACUUUGUUAUAUAAGCCAAGGAGAUAACUGAUGAGAAUUCAAAAAAUAACGUUGUCUUCUAACGACGCCUUGUGAUAACUUGUACUAAUUCUAACAUAAUUGAUUAUUUGUGCUUUUCAUCUCUUACUGUAGGUUCUACUUCAACAUUCUAAGGUAACAGUUCUUAUUUUAAAUGUCGGCUGCCUGAAAAUUUACCAAGCAAAAUGUAUUUAUUAAAGCGCUUUUAGAUUAUUGACGUUAGUUGAACGCUUUCUUUUUAAUGUCUUGCAAUUUAAUUCGCGGUCAUAACUCAGCUUAUAAUAGUUACUGCCCUUUUAAAUGCCAUAUUCCACGAAAGGGCAAAUAUGGCGAAUCCUGUGUUCUGAUUGGCUAUUCGAGCGGGCAAGAUUCGGACCUACCGUUGCAUUCUAAAAAUUGCCCCCAUCCCCCACCCCCGCCUAAUUCCCAAAUACAACCCGUUUGGGCUUAUAUGUGGAAAUUGCCCUCACAUACAAAAAAAUUAUUCCCUUUCGGAAUUAUACCAGACAAACGGGACGUGCCUGAUGUAGUUGGGAGGUGCUCUGUAUGGGACUAUCACUUUAGGCCCCGUUUGCAACUUACCUUUCAGUCGUUUUUUGUUUAAGCUAUUUAUUAGAGAGAUUUUGACUAAUUAAUCUCAUCGACAAGAUGAGAUUGGGAGUCGGUGCCUUAAAGGUGGAAGGGCCUAUAGCGCGAAAGGGGAGCAGUGCCUUCCAGGUAACCAUGGCAACCAAGCGAGCGCCAACCAGCCGGCACCGUUCAUUGAAAGAGUUCAGUGGAAUACUUACUACAACCCAUACUUACCUAUCCGGGGGUGGGAUGAGUGGGAGCAAUGCCAGCAGAUAUCACAAGCUAUGAAUAGCAAUGAUCCGCAAAGAUCAGUAAAGCAAAGCAGACCUGAGAGAUGCAAUCACAUAUCAGCCCCUGCAGACCAGGCGGCCACCCCACACAAGCCUGCCUGCCUGUGACUCAACCGCUGACCUGCUAGCGUUGUCUCGAGGUUAACCUUGCCUUAAUUACAAUUUAGCCACAUUAAAAUUGUCGAGAUAAAUGAAAUAAUUAUUUAUAACCUGUCAUCCCCAGGCUUUGUCUCCUAGCAUCACAACUGGUGUCCUUAGUAACAACAAUGUCCUGAGCACGCUUAGCAGAGAUUAUUUUUUGUUCCUUGGUAAAGUGGCGUGCACAAAAGGUGGCUCAAAACUGCUCGAGAGAACUGGAAUAUAUCAAUAGUGAGUGCGCCGUUUAAUCUCAUGUUUUCCGUUUAGGGUUAGAUCAUCUUGGUAAAAAAAACUAUGCUCUUUUCUGGUAUAACCUUUAACAGUUAAUGCUUUUUUUUCCAGAGGGAUUAAUUUUAAUUACUCGUUCAGGGGAAACAUCCAGUCAAGUCAACUUUAUUUAGGCAGGGUAGCCCUAUCAGCCAUUGACUGGUAUCAAAAGAGGCCCUGCGUAAAUUACAACUACACGAUAAAAAUUAAAAAUAACUUUAAAAUUAUGUACAAGGAUUUUGAAAAGUGAAUAAAAUGGAAAUUACAUAUCUUCAUAAAUAUCACAAUUUGUUUAAGAUUGAGAGCACAUCUCGCGCGACUAUAUCUCGCGAGCGACAAAUUCGAAUUCAGUUAGGGCCACUUGACCAAUAAAGAUCGCUAGGAUCGAUUUGGCGAUCAGACAAUUCAGCGAUCACAGUGAGUGAAUGCAAACAGCUCUGUAAUCAAGCGAUCAGUGUUGCCCAUUGGAUAGACUUCAUUGACUCUUCAUUUCUACUGUACCCUUGUGUCAGUAUGAUCGCUACAAUAGUUCAAUCGUUAAAUUUGAUCGCAGUAAUGUUUUACAAAGAAAGCCUAACUUAGUGCAUCCACGCAUUUCCGUUUCUCGGGAAUAAUUAAUGCUUUGUUACUGUCUAACUUCAUGUUUCCCGCCAAAACUUUUUGAGCGGAGCCGCUCCAAUCCAUAAGUUUUGGCGGGAAAACAGUUUUGUCAGGUGACCUCGCCUAGCCCUUAAGACAACGUGCUACAGUUAUCUUAAAUUUCCUUUUCUCCAGAAAGAUGAUUUGUCAGUCAAUGACACAGGCGGCUCUAUUUUCUUGUUUCCUAGUUUGCUUGAACUUUGUUCCUUGCCGUCACGUGACAGCCUUCAGAAGCUGAUCGUAGCCAGCCUGGAUUACAGCCACAGUGGAAUUCCCAGGAUUAUUUUAUCAAAGAUCCUGACGGCUUCCAGUCCGGUAUUUACUAUGUAUUAAUUUUCUUGUCCCAGUGCUUUUUGCUUCCUCUUAUUUUAAAACCACUACGUUUAGUGAUCUGUCCUGUGUACUUUUUACAUUAAUCAUGGGUUGAGUGAAUGAUAACUGCUGACAGAGACGGUUUUGCCAAGUCGAGCUUUAAGAUUGGUAAAAAAAAAAAAUUAAUGCCACUUUCUCGACCAAUCAGAAAUUUGACUAAAUUCACGCAAAUCCCACACCUGGCCUCAGGUAUGCUCCUACAAGAUCUGCCGUGCUUGGUUCUGCCGUGCUCGAGUUCAUCUAAUUGCCGUAAUCGCCUGCAAAGCUGUAGCCUGUGUAGCAGGUGCCGGUUUUUUUUGGGGGGGCGGGGGGGAGGGGGGCGAGGGGAGCAAAAAGAGAAAUACCGAGGUCGCACGCGCGUAAGUGGCGAAGCCAGGAAAGAGCGCGCGAACGAGCCGCCAGACCGCGAGCUUCGCCGCUCUCGCACUCCACCCGGCACUUAGCUUGUUUGCGCACCCAAGCCAAACCAGCGGAGGUCAAAAACGUGAUAGUUUUAGUGAGCAAAACAAUUACUCUGUGCGUGCAUCACGCUAAUCUCUACAUUUCCCUGCCGUCCUGCACAACUACGACCUGAAAUGACCAAAGUUUUUGUUCAGUUGAGAACAUUAACGCCAAGGCGUUUAAUUUUACCGUAUCUCUCUAUGCUCGGACGCCGUUCCUUGUCUUCAGCUCCAGCUUAUUUUCCUGAAUUUUUACAGACUUAACGAGUUGGAAUAAUCCAGAAAAGGUUUGAAAGGACGCGAAGUCAGUUUCCCACUGGCGUUGCCAGUAAUAAGUUUGCACCACUAAGUUGAUAGGUAGACUGCAGAACAGUCCGUAUUUUUGCCUAUUCAAUUACGCGCGAACAGUCAAACAAGAAGUCUGAAGCGAGUCUGAAAACAGAGAGCGAGACUGGGGAGAGACGCUAAAAAUGCGCGCCGAGACUCGCGAGCUUCGCGCGCGUGAGACUCUUACGCUAUUCUUACGCUACGCCACAACCGAUUUUGAGAAAAAAAAACCGACUGUUUUGCAGUCUAGUUGAUAGGUAAAAUAAGUCAAACAAAAUAUCAGUUUGUAAUACUGUAUUACUGCUAUCAUUGUCUCCUUGCAGGCCACUCGACUGUAUGCUACCAGUCAUAUGCGAGUUCUAUUACGGGCGCGUGUCCUCUUCUUUCAUAGCUGGGGCAUUGAGCUACUUGUUACACAGGUAAUACCAUUAUGUGUCACGCUACUUUCUGUUUUGUUUGUUUUGUUCUUUUGCUUGACGGUAAGGCUGGUUUCCGUGUGAUUACUCCGAUCGCUGAAAAUUAAGGAAAUCCCAGACCACAAAAUAUUCAUAAUUCCGAUCGCGGAAUCAUAAUAUAGUUCAGUCUAUGUGUAAUCCAAGUGUCAUAAUGGAUUUACAAUUAAGAUUAAGCUGUUUAGGUAUAAGACGUUUAAAGAUGGAAGGUGUGCAAAUGACGGCUGUUUUCGAAUUUACAGUUGAUUGUUUAUUAUCGAUACGUUUCUGCGAGGUAACAAAAGCAUUACUUUUUCGUUUUUUACAGCUUUAUGACACUGACAGUGACGUUGCCAUGGAAGCCGCUGACGUGCUUGACGAGGCUUGCGAGGAUGAAGUAAGCUGGACACAAUUUAUUACAAUUUAAUGGCAAUUAAUUAAUGAAUAAUGGUCAAAAAUAAGGAUAAAAAAGGCCAUAAGAACGAUUUGUAGGAGAGUUGCAGCGACCGAAAUGAAACAGAUCACCUUAUUCACGAUAGAAGCCUGGUGCUGAAAAUCAUGAUUUAAAAUAAUGAUCACUGGUCCUUUCUCGUUUUGAACCAGGAUAAAAUAUUAAGAAUUCAACUCCAAGAAAGUUCACCAAUAUUUGACAAAUUGAGCGGGUCCAAGUAGACGCGAUGAAGUUUGAAAGGAUGCAGAUUCAUAACCUGAGAUCAGGCUCAAUUUUCGUUUCGCUUUGUAAAUAACAUUCCGGCGGGCAAGGCGAAACGAAAAUUUUAGCGGUAGCCGUUAGAGAGAAUGUAUGAGAACCGCUAAAAUUGGGCCUGAUCUCAGGUUAGCAGAUUCAUUUUUAGAGACGUUUUCAAUGCCGUCGUCGUGGUCGUUGCUUAAGGUCCCUACUAUCGUUUAGAUACAUUGAUUUUGUUACCUCUGCGUCCUGCGUCCCUGCCGCAUAAAAAUUCCCAAGGAGGCACAAAAGUUCAUGGCAUGUGUCUCACAGGACACAAAGAUCGAUCGAUCGAUCUGAAGUUGUCUUUUAGAAUAUCCUGUUCGUCUGCAGUUCUUGUGGCUGUAGUUUAACGACGUAUAUAUUUUUUUAGUCUUCGUUGUGCUUUACAAAAGUCUAAAAAUUAGAAUAUCUUUUAUCUGUCUGGUCACAUAAAGGCCCAAGCAUUUUCAAUUUAAGAAUUGUUGUUUGUUGAACUGGGACUCAUGAUUUGUUCACGAGAUAAGUCCUAGGACUCACCGUCACUAUUUGUAACAAAAUCACUGAGAUAACGUAAGAUACACUGAGAUAAAGGUUUCCCUAAUACAUAUUCACUUGAAAGUAAUUUAUCUGGUGGAUAGCGCUCUACACGUUUUAGACUACUGGGGUCAGAUCUAUUAUGAUGUCUUUUUAACAGGCAAAUCUCCAGUACCUAGUAGAGCUAAGUCCUGUGCUACUUCAUCUGGGCGAUAAAGGUAUUCGUCUUUUGACAAGGUGAGUUUUAAGAGAUGUAACUGAAAUUUGCCUUGUCAUCAUGCAGGGUAUAUUCAGACUUGGCCAGUGAGGGUCACCCCCCACCCUCGCCUCUGAAAUUGUAGAGAGCCCUUUUUAAAGAAUGGGAGCCAAGGCAUUUGAAAAUUUUUGAACCCUUUGGUUUGAAAUUUUUUGGCCUACAAUAUUCUUUCACUGUUUUUAUUGUGAUCGUCUUCAUUUCAACAUCUGGUAACUGGUUAGUUUGCUUUUAAAAUUGUCGUUUGAGUUAGCGAACCUUAGCGAUCUCGUUAUCUCAGCUUGAAAGAUGAGAUCACAUCUUAUUCUUCGUCACGCAACGCUCAUCCACAUAAGGAGUGGCGUUGCGUGACGAAGGAGAAAAGGGCUUUGUAGGAGACUAUGUGUGUGAGUGAAAGACAAAGAAACGUUCCCUGAAUCUUAGUUUGCAACACAGCAUCAAUGGAUGACAAGUUACACGAAUAUUUCCUAUUCCUUGAUUUCAGCGGCCUUUGUAACAGUUACAUUUUUUGCGUUUUAGGUUCCUCUCUGUGGAAAGUGGGCUGAAAUAUCUCAAUUAUCGAAACUAUCUGAUUCCCCUUAUGGAUCAAUGGAGAAUGGUACUAAUUUUAUAUUUAUUUUUUCCAGACUAGAAGGCGCGUAUGGUAGGCCAAGGGGAUUUUGGGCCCGCCCGCCCGAACCUUUUCCAGCGCCUUCUGCGCAGGCUAUGGUUUUCUGUGACCCUUACUUAGAACUUUGUAGCCUUUUGCGAGACUGGCUUAGCCUUCUGGGAGACUCGCACAGACAGGAAACUAGAAGUUAAAAUUGUUAUUGUGUUCCUCUGGUCCUUAAGGUUGUAUAUUAUGGGGUAGUGAUAACGAGUCCGUAGCAUUAAAAUCGCGUCAUUAGUAAGCAUAAGUAAAUUCGUAUUUGUCACAAAUCUCUAAAGUGCAGUCUAGAUUUCAAUUCGUGCGUGAUAUCACGAGGUUUUGAGGCAACGGAGAACAUGUAUGAUACGUCAUGAUUUUAACAUUAAAAUGAGGCAGGUAGCUUCCCUGGAAGCGAGGUAAAAUUGCGCCCGCGAGAAAAUGGUCGCCUUUCUCGAUUUUGUGCCACAAAAUUAGGAACGCAAGGAGCGAUAUUUUAAUGAUAGGAACGUAACAACUCUUCAUUUAAGUCAUAAAAGUCACGAAAAUGUCACGAUUGACCCACUUGAAAAACGUUCAGUUUAAUGGUUUGUUAGUCCUUCUGGUACUUGAAGUGAAUUGACCUGAGUAGCAUACUCUUCACUUCAUUUUGUAGCGAACGAAUGAUUGGACGCUGAAUAUUAGCGCGGACGGGGUGUAGUCCCCGGUACUCGUUCGUCGAUUUGUCCAUCACGUGACAAAAAAUUGUCAGUAAACCAAAAAAAUGGAGGAAAGGGGGAGGAGAACAAAAAAACAUAGAGGAAACGCUGUUUCUUUUUCUCCCCUCGCUCCCACCCUUCAUUCCUAUUUUUGCUCUCGUCCUUUUUUCCCGACUAACUCUCGCGGAAACGCUGGCUACGCAGACUUGCAAAAACGCGGGUAAAAAGUAGUGGUUUGGGGUGAGGUGUCACAAAGCUAACUUCACUUUUUUUCUUGGUAUUGUGUAUGCAAACGUUUUGCGAGAAAUUGUAUAUUUUUUUUCCGUGAAAUUGCCCACCUACCCCUCCCCUAAACCAACAUUAACACGUUUCAUUUAGGGAAAAAUGUUGGCUUAGGGGAGGGGUAGGUGGGUUGUUUCUCAGAAGCCUAAAUAGUGUGUGUAUUUGUUGGUUUGUUAAUUGGAAGCACUACAAUAAAGCGUACGUCCACUGGGUAGAAGAACUACUGGCGGAGUCCCUGACCUCAUAUGUCAAACAAAAAGACGAGAAUACUUUUAUAAGAAGAACAAACAAAAGGUACGGUAGACCCAAAUAGGAUCGAAGUUGAAAUGAUAUGGUCUUUCUUGUCUUAUCUGUUGUUUGAGCAUCUAUCACUGUCCCCGUCAUCGACCACCACUCUUGCCUCAAAAACAGCCGACAUUUGGCGACGCUACCUCUGGUUUCCCCCCGAAAUGACGUCUGGAAAACGACUGCAGAAAUUCCUUACUGAUGACGUGUCACUACCCAGAUCUGGGUAGUGCUUCUGAUUGGCUGAAACCAAUUUCUCCACGACCAAUCUGAAGCUUUACCCAGAUCUGACGAGUGACCGCCCAUCAUUAUGGCAUUUCUGCGCUCGUUUCUCCGACGUCAUUUCAUGAGGAAACCAGUGGCUACCACUUCUCGUAAGUGAAGCAAUAGGGAGCUCAAAGCCUGGUUUUCACUAACGCAUAAGCAUAAACAUAAAGACAUACGUACGCGCAGAAUGGCAUUUUUGACUCAAUUCUCGAUACCAGCUCUCCUCAACCCGAUGAUAAACAAGAUGGUGGACGAAGUGUCCGCCAUAUUGCUUUUGAUAUGUUCGCAUGAGGUCUGGGUCAAAGUGACCUAUGAUUAGUCCACGGCCUUGUGCUUAUGCUUGCGCUUAUGUCAACCCAGUUUUCACUAGUCAAAGCUACCACAUAAGCAUAAUCGUAAGCACAAGAACGAACUUGUUCGUAUAUACUGUGCUUAUGCUUAUGUCGACCCAGUCUUCACUUGCUUACACAAGUGCUUGUGCUUAUGCUUAUACUUGUGCGCUAGUGAAAAACAGGCUUAAACAACGACGACGGCGACGUCAACGAGAACGGCGAAAAAGCAAUAGGUUUAGAUUAGCAAAAAAACAACUCUGCACGUGCAUCACGCUUUUGUGUACAUUUCUUUGCCGUCACUGCACGACUACGACGUGAAAAUGCCUAAUUUCACGUUUUGUGGAGAACGCGAACACAAGACAACAACUUUAUUUUUCUUUUGCCAAACUUUGAUACAGUCUUUUAGAAUUCAACUCCAGAAAAAAUUGCAAACAUUUGACGAACUGAACGAGAUGGAAUAAGCGCGAUAAAGUUUGAAGCAGCGCAACUGUACCUGUUAAGUGAGGUUUUCGUGGCUGUAGCCCUCGUUGUUUCUUAAACUUUGUAAGAAGAUCAAUCUUUUGAUCUCCGUUUUGUUUCAGAACGGUUGUAAAGGAUGCUUACCUCCCUCCCCAUCUGUACGGCCAGUUAGUUCAAAAGAAAAGUGGAUUCAAACUUCUCCAGAAAACUGUAAGUUCCAUGUUUCCUUUAAGCGGUUGUUUUGGUUUCGCUCAUUUUGCUAGCCAAUAGAGCGUUUUCACUCACGUGGCCAGUAUCUAUGCAAAAUCAUAUGAACAAAAGAAAGCGUGCACAUAAGAGGUCAACUCCCACAAGUACUGGUUUGGAACGCCAAUAUGGCCGCCGUGACGUCAUGUGAAAAUACUCUAUCCCAUUUGGUUGAAUAGACCUUUUUACCGAUACGGCGGCCAUAUUGAAUUCAUUCGAUUUAAGGAGUGUUAUAGGAUGCCCAGGGGGCAUGAGCACAUUUCGUUUGUAUUUUCGAGCGCUUUUCGGGACAUUUUUUCGUUAAGUAUUCUUAGAAUAAGAUUCUAAUGGGAAAAAAGAUCCUUGUGCCGUGUUUGGAUGUAAUAAUGUUCGCCUUUUUCUAGUUUAGUAUUAGAAAUAUGGUCUUUCACUGUAUAUUUCUUGGGAAAAAGGCAUCAUUAUUACAUCCACGGCACGGCACAAGGAUCUUCUUUCCCAUUACAAUCUUAUUCUAAGAAAACUUUACGAAAAAAUGUACCGAAAAGCGCUCGAAAAUACAAACGAAAUAUGCUCAUGCCCCCCUGGGCAUUCUAUAACACUCCUUAAAUCGAAUUAAUUCAAUAUGGCCGCCGUAUCGGUAAAAAGGUCUAAUUUGGCUCAUUUUCCUGACGCAGCUCCUUCAAGCUCAAAUCAUACCCUCUUUUCCCACUUUAGAACGAUGUCGAACUGUUAGUUAGCACACUACAAACAGUCGAGCCUAAAACAAGAGAAGACGUGUUGGAAAUCAAGGCCGCUCUAUGGGCUUUGGUGAGUACUAUAGAAAUUCAAUAGUUACGGACAUUUUUUUCUAAAAAGAGACAUAUUGCCAUCUGAAGAAGUUUUGAGGAUUGCCACACUUCAUGGAUAAACCGAACGGUCAAAAUUCAGCAUCAAUUUGGACAUCGAAAUAAGUAGAGCCACAGGCAAGUACUUCUUGUUAGCUUUCGUUUGAAAGGUUACACUUUAUGAUUUCAUGCACAGACUCAAAAGUCAGAAUCACCUUUUACAGCAUAAUAAACUUUACCACGGGAGAAUUAAGCUUGACAGCUGUUUUCAUUGAGAUGACCUCACAUCCAACACACUUCUAAAUGUUAGAGUCACCUUGUCGAACGUAGCAAACUCAAGCACCUAAAAGUUUGUGGCCAUCAACAGAAAGAAAGUCAUCUUAAGGUGAUCGAAAAUUGUAAUUUGCGUUGGGUUAAGGUUUCUCUUGUUUUCAGGGACAUGUCGGCUCUACUAAUUGGGGUAUCAACUUUCUUGUGGAGGAAGCAAUCGUUCCAUUGAUUGUAAGUCUGGCAGAAGAAUGUGAAAAUUUUACCAUAAGAGGGUACGUAAUGUUGCUUUUUUUUAGACAUUUUAAACGAUAAUUACGCAGAUCCAGAUAUUAUCAUUAUUUUGUAUGAAAGAGGCAGAUCACUUUUCUUCCAUACAACACACUUAAUUCCACGCCCUUUUUUGGUUUGAUUUUGUUUUGUUUGUUUUCCAUUCUGCUGUGCCACGGUCUGCAAAAUGACAUCAAAAUGUGGCAAGAACGAGAAAGCGCAGCCAGUAGGUCACAGGUCGAAUCUGUUGCUAUUCUCUUACCGCAAUUUCACGUCAUAAUUGAUCUUUAACGGGACAGAAGCAUGGUGGAAAAGUAUUUUUUUCCCUAGCCGUAAUUACUGUGAUUCUUUUGUUUUAUAUAUUGGUUGUGAUGAUUGUUUUUGUUUUCAAGUGCCAGGCAAAAUGGUGUAGGUUCAUCAGGUGGUUUUUGAGAAAGUAAAAGUUAGACCGCCAGAAAGUGGUUAAAAAACACGCCAACAAAUGAAAACCUGACUAACUAUUGAGUAUUACCAUAUUCAUCUUCUUCCUGUGAUUGAGACAAUAUGAGUAGAUUCGAAUAAGAAACUUAUUUGCUUUGAUUAAUACAUGAAGCAUUGCUGAGGGUAAGAGGCAGUUAAAAGAGUCAUUUUAAAAAAAUGUCAGCUGUUUUCUUAGGCUACUUUUUCUCUCGUUGACAGAACGUGCUAUUACGUCGUGGGUUUGAUCGCCAAAACUCGUGAAGGCACAGACAUCCUUCAUGAUUUAGAAUGGGAGAGUAUUCGACACAUCGGCGAAGACGCGUGGCCACUCGUAGAGACGUCAAUCGAAAACAAGGAGGAGGUUAUCCCCUUCGGACAUAUCCGUGGGGAAUCGCUGAGCACUCCGGUCUCGGGUUCAUCGUUUAGUAGCUACCCGUUCGGCGCUAUGACCGAGACUGAUCGAGCCGGGGGAAUAUACCUCGGGGAGGAGAACAAAGACACAGAGGGAUCCACUGCGUAUGACAAAUUGAGCGGGAUUUACCUAGGAGAGGACAAGGGGCCUACCCGCAAAGCAUCGCGUGAUGAUUCAAACGAAGGUGGGAUUUUAUCGCAGUGGUACAAAAACGCUGAAAGGAUGAGGAAGAUCGUGACACGUGAGCGCGGACAUUAUGAUGAAAGAAGUGGAGUCUACUUAGGAGAGGACUCUUCAAGUGCCACGCCUCCGAGUGAUGGUAUCCAACUCCCCGCCCCGGGAGGGAUAAUGGAACGGCUUUUCGCCGAGUCUGGCUUUGACAUCAAUAUGCUGACAAACAGGGAGUCAAAACUGACGCAUAAAAGGAAUUUCAGUGAGGGAAAUUUCACAGGCGGUAGUUUCCGCGAGAAAAUGGCUCCAUACGAGAGAUUUGAGAGUAAAAGAAGAGCGCAUUCUAAUGUCGAUCGGGUUCCACCACCACUACAAACCGUUGGAGAACAUACUGGUGGUGAUCUUCUCUCGCCGAAUAAUCAUGGACUUGUGCCUUCUCAUAAACACACCGUGAGUGCUCCUUGUGAAACGGAUUUGAGUCGCGUGGAUAAAAUGUUCGAUCGGGAUCGUGCGGAUGGACGCAGCCUGUCGGAGACCUCUUCGGACUCCGCGAUUAAAAUGGAUAUCCGGCGCCGUAGUGACAGCGAAGCAACUGACUUAUCUACCCCAAUAUCUAUGCACGUGCGGUCUGGAAGUAAUCUAAGUAGUGCUAGUAUGGACAGCGGUGAUUUUCUAGAAAUGUACAUUUCGUCACGCAGCCGUGCUAGUAGCAGCACGAGCGAGCCUGGGGUUUAUUUGCAGACGAAUAGUCCAACUAAUCAAAGUUUAAUGAGUAUUGCAUCAGAUGAUACUUCAAAGACUCUUGAUGAUAAAGAUCGACCUCUGAACUCUUCUGGAGAGAGCUUCCAAGGCGUUCUUUCUUUAGAGUCCCCGCCCUCGGGAACACUUGUGCGGGAUGCAGCCCGCAGCUCGAGCCCUGUAGGGAAUGGCAUCCAGAAAGAAGAGCGCAAGAAUUUCCCAGGAGCAGAGCGAUUACAGAAUGAACUUGAAUCACGGCCAAGGAGUUUGAGCUUUACUGAGAAACGCCGCAUGGGGAGCCCGUCCCUCGGGAUGAUACCCGAGACCCGCAGCUCUAGUUUUAGCGGGAGCACGGAAUUCUCUAAAAUUGCCACCAAAAGUCGUUCGAGUACCGUUCCCGAGUUGACUCACGUUCCACCAAUGGAGAAUUUAAACGAUUUACAAGGUAGCUGCAAAAGCUUAGCCGAAGUGAAGAUCUUAAGCGAUAAGACGAUUGUGUUCCGUGCGAGCAGCGACCCUAAAACAAGGGCCUUGAGUGUAGACAGCGCAAGCACGAGUGGACUGAGACGAGACCGACUUUUAGCAAACAGCAGUCAGCUUAGCUUAGAUGAGUCGGACGCCAGCGUCUCGCGAAGUCGAGGCAGUUCCUUUGAGAAAGCGGAGGUUGCAAGGAAACUGGGUCUUAAAUCCGGGGAUUUGUCGCCCGCUAAGCGCACGCGCAGUACGAGCAGCGGAAACUCCUCAACUGAUGGAUAUUCUUCGAAAAGGAUUUUGAAUAAAAACAAGCUGUGUAGCUCUAUUGAAAACAUCACGGUGGUCUCGGGCGAUACACGCAGAAAUUCAUGCGCGAGCCCUGAACAGUCACUGUUUACAAGCUCAAGGAAUGCUUUUGGUUAUACGGCGUUAAGUACGCUACGGCGUCAAAGAAGCUUUAACCGUGAAUUGGAAGCUAAAGUAAAUGCUUUCGGUGCCGCAAGAACAGGGUAAGAUACACUUCUUUAUGCUCCGUGUAAAAUUGUUUUGUAAUUCUAAUUUUGCCCUUUUCACCUCUCGAGUCAACAUACUAUUGAUCCGAAACAUGCAGCUCGCUUCUUUGGCCGAGAGGGAAGCUGGGUCGAGUUAACUUUUGCAAAGACUUCUGGGACUGUUAUUUGGAAGAGCAAAAAAAAAAUGGCCAACAGCUGACAUGUGCGUCCCCAUUAACAAUCCCAGAAACAAUUGCGCGACACAUUUCGGCUCCAGUCCCCUUCUCGAUUUUAAAGUGGCGAAUGAAGUUAACUUUUGACUCAUAUCGGCUCUUGGUUCUUCUUACAGUGGGGGCGAGGAACGCGUGACGAAGCCUAAAGGACGUAAUUUUCCCUUCCCCCACCCGGUUCCCCUUAUCAUACUCAUCACAGGAGAUUAAGAUGGCGAUCUCUCGAACUCAGCAAUCAAUCUUGAAAAUCAUUCAGGUAUGUUGGAGGACUUUAAAGGGUCAAAGUGUAUCAUAUUAAUAUAUGUUGUUUUCGGUCUUUUUUUCUUUCUUCCUUUAGCUAUGCAAUAUCCCGCUCCAUGUCUGCCGUGGAAUUCUCUUCAUACAGUAACAAGCGUGACAGUUUGGCAAGCAUUUCCAGCGCAUUUGAUUACCGGCAGUUUACACCUUCAAGCAAAAAUACCGUUAAUGAAUUCCUUGGUCUUAGUCUCCCUCUAGAUCUCAGCAGGCUCUUCCAGGUACGUACGAUAGGGUUUGGUGUUUACUUUUUUCACAGGCUAUUUCAGCGUAUUAACUGUGUUAAAAAGUCAAAUUCUCUCUUCUUAUUUCGUGACCGCUUUUAUAGAGGAUAAGCUAAACAUAUUUCUGACCAAACAGAAGCAGGUAAUUCAAAUUUCUCUGGAACUGGUUCGUAGGGCCUCCUCCGUUUGUGGUAAACUUUCCCUGUAAUGGCUUUGCCCGUAGAUAUCGUAUCCCAAACCGCUUCGCCGGGGCAGAUUUCCCUUUUGUGAAUGGUCGUUGUCAUUUUAAAUAAAAGUGUAGGAAUUUUGGCCUGUUAUCAAAAUUGCUCAUAGUAAAGACAUGAAUUUGACAAACCAGAGUCGAACCAGUGCCUUUCGUGUGCUAAUUUCUCUCCCUUGCCACUAAACUACCACAUUGGCCCGCCAUUCCGUAUCCCCCUCAGGUUCUAAUGCUAGAUGAUGGUGUUGAACAUCGUUAGUUAAUUUAUUUAUUUAUCAACUGUUUAACAGACAGAAGCUUACGAGUUUCAAGGCUCUUGGCCUGACCACUUUGUUUCUACCCCCACCCUUAUGCCACCAAUCGUCGUACGCAGUAAGGAAGGAGAAAGCCAUGAUCAAUCCCGCUGCCUUCACUGCAUGCACUCGAGCAGGGUGGGGCCUGGGAGAGACAGGAGCAAGUCAUCUGAACACGUGCUUGAUGGAGAGUGGAACAGGUUAACGCCCGUACUGGAAGCAAAGGUACGAUAAUUCAGCGACCGCGGAGGGGGAGGGGCUGUUUUUUCCCCUCAAUCGCUGACAAGAAUUAGCUGCCACAAGUUGCUUUUCACUAGCGACGGAGUCGUAAGCGGAGUCAUAAGGGCGACGGAAAUCAGAUUCAGAAGAAUCAGAACGUUUCUAUUUUCUUCCGACUCCGCUUACGACUCCGUCGCUCACGUUCCGCUUAUGAUCCAGUGAAAACCAGAUUGUCGGAGUCGGAAGCAGAAGCGGAAGGAUAAACCAAUCACAAGGCACGUUCCCACGCUUUGUGAUUGGUUUAGUUUUUCCGCUUCUGCUUGCGACUCCGACGACCCAGUUUUCACUUGAUCGUAAACGACGGAGUCGUAAGCGGAAUCAGGAGGAUCAGAACACUGUUUUCACAAGAUUGUAAAGUUCUACGCUUCUGAUUACCACUCCGACUUUGACCCCUUCGUUAGUGAAAACCAGCCUGUAAAGGCCCUUUGUAACGUUUUACAGACAUCAAAAGGGGAAAAUGAAGUUUUCUCUCCCCCACCUCCUAAAAGCGAUGUUGUGCCGCUGAACGAGCUACCUUUAAGAAACAACAAACGCAAAGUACUGAUAGUCGUCCUUGUCUCAGAAUCGAAAGCUCUCUAGUAGUACGAGUUAGGGUGGAUUUUCCCCGUUCUCCCGGGUAUCGCAGGCUCAUUCGCCACUUUAGAAACGAGUAGCAAGCCGGGCUGAGUUAUUUUUCGCAAAACCGACUGAGUCUGAGAUAGGGAAAAAAAUUGGCCCAUAGCUGACACGAGCGACCCCAUUUAAGAUCCCAGGAACAAUUGCGGGAUGGGUUUCGGCUCCAGUUUCCUACUCCUUUCUAAAAUAAAAACCCUAAGAACUGCUGGUAAUCGAGCCUAAGCUGUGGCGGAUCCAGGGGAGGGGUCUGGGGGGCCUGCUCACAAAAGACCACAAAAACAUUUUUUGUACCCUGGGUGCCAGAGACUUUUCUAGCGCGGUUUCCGGUUUCUGUCAAUUCGCCGCUCGUGGCUUCAGCCUACGGCCGAAGAUGUAUCGACCUUCGGCCAACACCGAAAAUUCCCACCGCACGCGAAAAAACCUCUGGUACCCAGGGUACAUUUUUUGAGACCGCCCCCCACCCUCCCAACCCCCUUAUCUCGGGGUCUGGAUGACCGCCCCCACCCCCUUAUCUGAAGGUCUGGAUCUGCCAUUGCUAAGUACGGGUGUAAGCUAAGGUGGCUGAACACAGUUUUGCGGGUGGUCAGCGGUAACUCGCGUGACGGCUAGUGUUUUAAUUUAGACAAACAAACAUGGCGGCGAAAAAAGCAAUGGUACACAAAAGACGAUUUCUCAAAAUCUACUCAUUAAAAUUGUGAUAUUUGGCAGAAGGUUUACUUUUAAGGUAUUUUAAAUAAUGAGAACUUUAAAAUGAAAGUUGAACAGACGAAGUUUAUGUCACAUCUAAUAAUGGCAGUACAAUUAUAUUAUUGAUUAUCAAAAAGCCCGUCUGUUAAAAUUUGGGCAGAUAAGUUUCUAAUGGUAAUGGUUAAUUAUGGUAAGCUGUGUGCAAGUUUAUAGGAAAAUCUAAUGAGCGAAUUUUAUGUAAACUGAGCAAAAGUGAAAUUUUAAGGUUUUAUCCAAUCGUUCAUGUUGCCAUGGAAACUUCGAAAACGUCAACUUUUACCUGUCAAUCAAAAUCUUUCAUCAGUAUAUUUUUCACUUGCCAAGUUUCAGCUUGUGAACUGGAACCUUUCUCUUGCCAUGAUCUGGCAAAUGACAUGUACUCACAAACUGCCAAAACUGUGUUCAGCCACCUUAAUAUACGUUAUUUUUUCUUUUGUUGAAGUUUGAAAAUACCGAUUCAGCAAGCGAGUGUUCGUACAUAGCAUCCACUGCGGAUUCCACUUUGAGUGUAACCAAUCACACCCAUGUAAACAAGAGCAAACUGGAUGAAAACACGCCUGAAGGAAAACGGAUGAUUCGUGAUGAAAUCCUGAGACUUGUAGCUUCGCUCAGCAGUGUAGUGGGGUCCAGAUCACACCAGGAGGAGCUGUCUAAGUAAGUGAUGUCCUUGAAUGCAAGGAGACAUAAGACCUUUUUAUUCCCUGUAGUGGCUUUAGUCAAAAUUCGGCAAAAUUUCGCAAUCUCAUUUUGUAAAAUAGAGCGAUUUUCAUAUGACCUUGAAAAAUGGUUUCGGUAAGUGUUCGUUGUUUGUUUUAUUAGCCAAUGGGUGAAAAGAUCAAAACACGGCCUCUUCGUUUUCUCCCCAAAGAAAACCCUAAUAUGGAGAAGGCAUUGUUUGAUUGGCCAAUCGUAUUGCAGUAUGACGUCAAAGCAAAGCAUCCGUUGAUUUCUAGAAAGCUCUCGGGCAUGAAGUUUUUUCACCCGAGCGUUCGCUUAAACAACCAAAAGCCACGCGCGUUUGUGUCCGUUCGAUAAACCAAUCAUAUCGCCCUAUUUCCGUUCGUUUGUUGUUUCUGUUUUGUUCACGCGUUUUCGUUUCUAGGUCAUACGAAAAUCGCUCUACUGGGAAAAAAAUAGUACCAUGUGAAAGUACUGCCAAAAAGGUUUCGUUUGAAUGGUAACACCAUGGCAUUUCGUCCACAUGCUCAAAAGGUAGAACCACCUUACAAGACUCCGUUAUCCGUUCUGCGAGUGAAGGAUAACAAGCCUUGCGGGAAUAGGCAAACACAGCGUUGUUCGCAUCAUUUGUUGAUUAUGUUAACACUAUGUCAGGUCAAACUAUUGCAAGAUUUUUGCAGCGUUUGCUGCGAAAAUUUUCAGGCAAUGUUGAUACUAUUUUGAAAUCAUACCAGGUCAAACGAUCGCAACAUUGUUUCAGCAUUGGUUGGAAAAAUGUUGAGACAAUGUUGAGACUAUGUUGAGGUCAUACUCAGUUAAAAGAUCGCAACAUUGUUUCAGUAUUAGUUGGAAAAAUGUUCAGACAAUGUUGAGACUAUGUUGAGGUCAUACUCAGUUAAAAGAUCGCAACAUUGAAUCUCUUUUCUGAAAAAGUGUUCAGACAAUGUUUAACGGUCGCAACUUACAUUUCUGAGAGAAUUUUUAAACAGUGUUGAGACUAUAUUGAGACCAUAUUAGGUCAAACGGUUGCAAAAUUGAACCUUAUUUGUGGGAGAAUGUUCAGACAUUGUUAAGACUAAGUUGAGACCAUGUUAGGUCGAACGGUCCCAACAUUAAACCACAUUUCUUGAGAGAAUGUUCAGAACAAUGUUGAGACUAUGCUAAGACCAUCAGUAGCAGGUCAAACGGUGGCAGCAUUGUUCCAACAUCUGCUGAGAGAAUGUUCGGACAAUGUUCGUGGACAAUGUUGAGACCAUGCCGGGUCAAACUGUCGCAACAUUGUUUUCACCUUUGCUGAGCAAAAGUUCAGAUAAUGUUGAGGCCAUUGAUCAGUAACAGGUCGAACAGAGACAACAUUGAUUCAGUAUUUUCAGAGAGAAUGUUUAAACAAUGUUAAGUCUAUGCAAUGUCAAACGGUCGCAACAUUUUAUCAGCGUUCACCUGAAAUUUGCUGACAGAAUGUAGCCUGAGAACAGGCUCUCCGUUUUGUGGGAAAGGGAACAAACGGUAAGGAAAAAUAUGGAAGUGAAGAAAUGGGAGAAUGGCCCCCGCCCUUUCCCCUCCUUAGAACCUCGCUCUGCUCGCUUCGUUCGCCGUUUUUUUCCCUUUUUACCCCACCAAGGAGCCUGGUCCUAAACUAAUAGAAUUUUGCGCGACGUGAAGUCUAUGCCAAGGUCAACGAACUGUUCGUAAGUUCGCACUGUCCUGCCAGAAAUUAAUGGUUAUUUUAUAUGUCAUUUUUGGUGCGCCGUUUUCGUUCCAGGUUAAAAGAGAGAUUCCCACAUAUGUUUCAAGACCUUUGCUUGUACUGUGAAGUAUCAGACGUUCUUGGACUGUACAAGUUUAGACUGCACAUCCGGAGAUUUGUUCAAGGGCUUUUUGCAAAUGUCAUCUUUGAUCCGGUAGGUGAACAGAAGGCGUCAUUUGAAUUAGAUCUCGUUCUCAGCCCUCUCUUCCACACGUUGUUGUGGUUUGUUUCCCGAGUUCUGCCACUGAACAUUUUCACGGGAUAGGUGCAUUAUUCUAUACCACCCUCCCCCCCCCCCCCCCCCCCCAGUUAAUGCUAACGCCAAGCGAGCGUUUUCUAUACCACCCACUCCCCUUAGUUAGUGCUAAAUUCCAUCCGAUUACAAUGUGUGAACCUUUUUAAAACUGCAAAAUCGAUUUCUACUUUUAAAUUUUGUCUGAAAAAUAAGUUGAUUACUGACUUUUUAAAUAGCACGUUAUGAUAGUAUUUUAGUAUCUUACUAGUAUCUUAUUUUAUUUUAACUUAAAAUAUGCAUAUUGUAUAGUACGUAGUGAGAAUAUUUAUUAUACGAUUAAUUCUUAAAUAGGUAUGUUUAUAUUGCUUUGUUCACCGCAUUCUUUCCUUUUAAUCGAAUUGUUAACUACUUCUCUUAUCUUAAUUAGUUUUUUUUUUUAGUCGCAUUGUCACUGAAAAGCCCCACCAGGGGAGUGUCAAUAAACUAUUGUACUGUAUUGUAUUUUUUAACCCAUUGUAGCUCUAGAAGCGAAAUUGAGAUCCCAUGCUUUUUACCAAGCUUCUUCCUAUAAGAAUAAAACUAGCAAUGAGUCUUAGAAUCCAAGGCAUUUUUAUUGUCGGUAGAAAUAACAAUCUUAGACAAUCUGUUGAGGCCUUAUUAUUUAAGGAGAGGGAGGGGAGUUAGCCUGCGUGCAGACGAUAACUAAACCGACUCUGAUUAGUACCGUCUGCGAAGCAGCGCAGAGAUCCUUGUUCUGGACCCCUAGCGGACUCAACGAAUUACCGGAAGUGCGUUUCGAAUUCCCCUUCAACCUGAUUGGCGAUCACGACAAACAAAACAAAGGCCUUUUUUAACUGGCCAAUCGUGGCGCGUACUCAAAUCUGGGUACACAGCUGGAAGUCCAGAACAAGGAUUUCGGCGCUGUUUCGCAGACGGAGUUAACCAGAGUUUAAUUUCGUCUGCGCGCAGGCUAGAGGGGAGUAUGACACUUGCAGAAAGAAUCUUUAUCAUUUUUUGUAUUUCAGAUAAUCGAGCAAGCAGACUUCGUGAUAAACAGAGAACGAAAGAAUUCCACCUCUGAAUCAUAAAUACCUCGCUUUGUUUGUCCUUGGCUGAAAGUCAGGGGUCACGUGCUGACAAGCGACUGUCAUGUGAAGCGGAAAGGAAAAAGGUGAAUCUGUUACGAAGACCUCGUUUUGACAGGAACAUUGUUCUGUUAGGGAUUUGACCCUAAAUGGAAUUCGUUAAGGAUAGUUGACAACGAAGAUUUCAUUGUCUCUGUGGAGUUCACAGGACUUCAUAGUCAGAGCAAAAGCAAUAAUAUAAGGAGCUGAUUGCAUGAGCUGGCUUUGUUCGCUUUGCUAAGGGAGCUCGGCAAGCCGGGACCCUGGGAUUGUGAUGCCGGGAUCCCAGUUAACCGGGCUGGAAAUUUGCUAUGUAAUCACGUUGGGGCUGGCGAUCCAGACCAGCAACUGGACAGCGGGUAAACGUACUGCUCAUGUGCACUUCUUUCAAUCGUUCUGUGUGCAUGGCGGCUUCGAGCUGCCUCGAUUCAUGUGAUACCCGGAUUAAAGUUACCUCUGUAAAGCAAGUCAGCCCUGAAAUCUUGAGCUAUGAUUAAAAUGAAGCCUGAUCAGACCGUUUUCACCGAGAAUAAAAUCAAUUUAAUG
Molecule: messenger RNA, 37901 nt
Organism: Porites lobata
Lineage: Eukaryota; Metazoa; Cnidaria; Anthozoa; Scleractinia; Poritidae
Source: the annotation of a GenBank genome assembly